AUGCACCCAAACCCUAAUAAUACCACUGACUAUCAAACCAGAGGCGGCGAAAGCAGAAAUCAAGAUGGGCUUCUCGUCCUGACUUUUCAAAGCGAUAGUGACCAAUCCCCAGACAAUAGUGCCAGAGUACACGACAUCCUGCCUAUGGUAAUAGUCAACAAAGUGCAAUCCGAUAAUACCGAGGAUUACAAUCGCGAUGGUGGAAAAGAGGACAGUAUUCAAAAAUGGUAUGGUGAUCCAUAUGUUGUUGACUGUUUCAAUGGUUAUCCAACUCAAGUAGAUGGUGAACGACCAAUGAACGAAGAGACGGUCAAAAAUAUUCUUGGGAGGGUAAUAUAUGAUAUUGUGAUAUAUUUUGGACAAGAGCAUGAGCAGGCAGACCGAUAA
Messenger RNA from Paraglomus brasilianum, 387 nucleotides. NCBI's taxonomy places the organism in Eukaryota, Fungi, Glomeromycota, Glomeromycetes, Paraglomerales, Paraglomeraceae. The record is from the annotation of a GenBank genome assembly.